AUGGGCUGUAGCUCAAUGAAAGCUCCAAGGAAAGGUUCACUUUCUAUUCCAAAAAAUGGCAUACUAAAAAAGCCUAGUCCAAAUUAAUCAUGCCAAUUGGAUUUAAUAGUCAUUAAAAAAAAGACUUUGAGUUUUUAGGUUUCAUCAACAAAUUCCUAUGAUUUAUCAAGAAAGACCCUACAUACGAGACAGAUAAUCUCAGAAUGAUAGGCGAAGAUUACACUUUGAUUAUAUUUUGUUUAUAUAUGUAUUGUGUGCCAAUAUAAUUUUAUAUGUUAAAGAUUGGCACUCAAAGCCAAGAUAGUCUAUAAAUAAACUAUAUGGACCCCUUAAAAUUUGGAUUUUUAAAUAAAAAAAGGUGCAAAGAUAUAUUAAUGGCCAGACUAGUAUGA
This is a messenger RNA of Paramecium octaurelia, 392 nucleotides long. The record is from the annotation of a GenBank genome assembly. Lineage: Eukaryota; Ciliophora; Oligohymenophorea; Peniculida; Parameciidae.